This is a messenger RNA of Cajanus cajan (pigeon pea), 633 nucleotides long. Its product is annotated as autophagy-related protein 8i. The record is from RefSeq and is a predicted model, not a curated record. NCBI's taxonomy places the organism in Eukaryota, Viridiplantae, Streptophyta, Magnoliopsida, Fabales, Fabaceae.
GAAACUGAAAUUUAAUACCUUGUCCUUAUCGGAGACGUGUUUACAAUUACUUGAAGACAGAGUCUCCACCUUCUUUGGCUCGUUUUCUCGUUGCUUCAGCCUGACAACUACCAAAGAAUGGGAGGAAGUUCCAGUUUCAGGGACGAGUAUACUUUCGAGCAAAGGCUCGAAGAAUCACGGGAUAUUGUGGCCAAAUACCCCGAUCGUGUCCCCGUGAUUGUGGAAAGGUAUGCGAAAUGCGAUCUGCCUGAACUGGAGAAGAAAAAAUACCUUGUUCCUCGAGACUUGUCUGUUGGGCAUUUCAUUCAUAUUUUGAGUUCCAGACUGAGUCUGCCCCCUGGAAAAGCUCUCUUUAUAUUUGUAAAGAAUACCUUACCUCAAACUGCUAGUAUGGUGGACUCUGUCUAUAGAUCAUUCAAGGAUGAGGAUGGAUUUCUUUACAUGUAUUAUAGCACCGAGAAAACCUUCGGCUCGUACGUGAUGUAAAUUAUUGAACCCUGUAAACUAUUAUCCAACAUUGACUCUGAAUACUAUCAAGAAAUGUACAAAUUUGUUGUAUGGUUUUAACUUAUCACUGUUUAUUAUAUUAUGAUUAAAAUUGCCAAUACAAUAAAGCGUGAUUAUGUUAUGCCA